GUACGAGAAACAGAGAAGGUAGACAGGGUUAGAGCUCUCUGCUCGUCGCGCGUACGUACAGAGGCAGCUAGCGAAGAAGAGGGCGGAGCAGGCGGCGGCGGUGAUCUGAAGCCAACCCGGAGCGAGAGCUACACCUAUGCGCGCGGCACAUGGCGGCUUCCUCGCUGUGGGACGAGCUGGUGGUGGCGGCGUCGACGGGGGGGAGCAGCGGCACCGUGGUGUCCAUCUGCGUGUUCACGGCGGUGCUCUGCCUCUGCCUCGUCGCCGGCCACCUCCUCGAGGAGAACAAAUGGGUCAACGAGUCCAUCACCGCGCUUAUCAUCGGGUGCAUUGUUGGGGCUCUCAUCUUCCUGCUGAGCAAAGGCAGGAACUCGCACAUCCUGAGGUUCGACGAGCAGCUCUUCUUCAUCUACGUUCUUCCGCCAAUAAUCUUCAACGCCGGGUUUCAGGUCAAGAAGAAGCAGUUCUUCCAUAAUUUCCUCACCAUCAUGUCCUUUGGGGUAUUCGGUGUUUUCAUCUCGGUCGCAAUAGUUUCCGCAGGUUUCUACUGGCUCCUCCCAAAAGUUGGUUUUGGCAAACUUGACGCGGUGGAUUAUCUAGCACUAGGAGUCAUAUUUUCUUCGACAGAUACUGUGUGCACACUGCAGGUCAUAAGCCAAGAUGAAACACCAAGGUUGUACAGCUUGGUCUUCGGAGAAGGAGUUGUCAAUGAUGCAACAUCUGUGGUCCUAUUCAAUGCUAUAAAGAAUAUGGAUAUCACUAAGAUCAAAAGCGGGGCGGUGCUAAAAGUUAUCGGAGAUUUCCUCUAUCUUUUUGCAACUAGUACUAUCCUUGGCGCCACAAUCGGACUGUUCACUGCUUAUGUUCUCAAAGCGCUGUAUUUUGGCAGGCACUCGACUGACCGGGAGGUCGCUUUAAUGGCUCUCAUGGCUUAUUUAUCGUAUAUGUUAGCAGAGUUGUUAAGUCUGAGUGGGAUUUUGACUGUUUUCUUUUGCGGCAUCGUCAUGUCCCACUACGCAUGGCAUAAUGUAACAGAGAGCUCCCGAAUCACGACAAGGCACAUAUUUGCGACACUAUCAUUCAUCGCUGAGACCUUUAUCUUUCUUUAUGUUGGAAUGGAUGCCCUUGACAUGGAUAAAUGGAAGACAACACAGGCAAGCUUCAAGACCUCAGUUGGUAUUUUCGGUGUCAUCAUUUCACUCAUUUUGCUGGGACGGGCCGCGUUUGUUUUCCCUCUUUCGAUCCUUUCAAAUUUUAUGAGUGGGAAUUCUGAAAAAGCACCAAUCACAUUCAAGCACCAGAUCGUGAUUUGGUGGGCCGGGCUCAUGAGAGGCGCCGUUUCAAUUGCGCUAGCAUACAAUCAGUUCACAUUUUCAGGUGUAACACUGGAUCCAGUCCAUGCAACCAUCAUCACCAGUACAAUCGUCGUAGUAUUUUUCACAACCUUGGUGUUUGGCUUCUUGACAAGGCCAUUGAUAAGCGCCAUGCUCCCGCAGCAUCGGCACCGGGAGCCGGCGGGAGGCCGCAGCACGGGAAGCAACUCGCCGAAGGACGAGUUCAUCCUGCCGUUUCUCGGCGACGAAGACGCGUCGGGGAGUGGAAGUGGCUUCGUCCAAGCCAAGAGAAGCAUAUCAAUGAUGUUGGAGAGACCCAUCCACACGGUGCACAUCUACUGGAGGAAGUUCGACGACAGGUUCAUGAGACCAAUCUUCGGUGGACCACGAUCUUACUGACUGGAAUAAUUCUGUGCAAGAGAAGAGGUGGAAUAAUUGGCGCUCUUACGACUGGAGGAGUAUAAUCGAGUUCGGCGACGGUAAUUCAGUGUAACAAUAUCUCUGAAUUUUGUGUCUUUGGUUUGUAACAUGAACAGUGUUACUACCUUACUAGCAGUGUAUAGUUUGUAACAUGAACAGUGUCGAGCAAAUUCAGUUUGCUCUUAUUUAGUGUAUUUGUAGUAUUACAAAUUCUGGAAGUAUAAACGGAAGCAAACACGCUGAAACUCAACUGGAGUGCAGUGCUCCAGGAGACCAGGACCUUGUGUCGGACAAACGGCUCUCGUACAGUUGUACUCCAGGGACUCGCGGGAACGCCUGCGUGCUGGCGGCGGAGGCCUGGGCGCCUCCGGCUGUGCCCUUUGCCUCUGCAUCUGCUCUGGAGCCCUCUGCAUCCGCCUCCUCUGCACCAGUGCUGUGCUGGAGGCCUCGUCUUCUUCAUCAGUGAGCUCUCCAAGCUCUGGAUCCAUCUAGCUAGAGAGGGGCUGUUCUGAGUGGGAGAGGUUGAGGUGGUUUUUUUUUCUGUUUUUCU
Molecule: messenger RNA, 2304 nt
Organism: Triticum urartu
Lineage: Eukaryota; Viridiplantae; Streptophyta; Magnoliopsida; Poales; Poaceae
Gene: NHX3
Product: Na+/H+ (sodium hydrogen) exchanger 3
Biological process (GO): potassium ion transmembrane transport; proton transmembrane transport; regulation of intracellular pH
Cellular component (GO): plasma membrane
Molecular function (GO): sodium:proton antiporter activity; potassium:proton antiporter activity
Source: RefSeq, a predicted model, not a curated record